Grosmannia clavigera kw1407 is the source of this 2352-nucleotide messenger RNA. RefSeq names its product ATP-dependent rRNA helicase spb4. Lineage: Eukaryota; Fungi; Ascomycota; Sordariomycetes; Ophiostomatales; Ophiostomataceae. Gene Ontology annotation, molecular function: RNA helicase activity; nucleic acid binding; ATP binding. Gene Ontology annotation, cellular component: nucleolus. The record is from RefSeq and is a predicted model, not a curated record. The transcript has a single exon. The coding region runs from base 1 to 2352 and encodes 783 amino acids.
AUGAGCACGUGCAACCAGCCGCAGUGUCUCCACAAAAUAACUGCGUAUCGCUAUCGGGAAAAGGAAAAAGAUUCAGACGGCAAGACCGAAGCUGGAUACAAGUUCGAUUUCUGCCUCACAUCAUCACCCAUGGCUCCCGUCAGCCGCAACGCAGCAAAACGAGCGAGCAGCAGUGCGCGGUCGUGGGAGGCGGCCGGCCUGCCGGACUGGUGUCGGGACGCGGUCGCCAGCAUGGGUUUCAGCGAGCCGACGCCAUCGCAGGCGGCUGCGAUCCCGCUUUUCCUGGCCAACUCAGACGUCGUCGUGGAGGCGCCGACGGGCAGCGGCAAGAGUCUGGCGUUUCUGCUGCCGCUGGCGGCACGACUGCUGCGGCCGUCCGACGGCGAAGGAAAAAAACCGCCAGGGCCGAUCAAACGGGGCCACGUGGCCGCCGUGAUCCUGGUGCCGACUCGCGAACUGGCCGACCAGCUGCACCGCGUGUUGCUGGAUCUGCUGGCCUUCCACCCGGCCACGGCAGCCGUGUUGCCGCACGUGUGGCGAGGGAGCAGCGAUGCGAGCAGCAAGGACAAGAUCAAAAACAAAAACAGGACCAACAAAAACAAGACGCAAAAAACACCGGCUGCCAACGGACUGCAGAUCGUCGGCGACCUGGACGAGGAGCAGGCCGGCAACCUGUCGAAUCGACGACGCCCCGAAACGACCACGGCCGUGCUGGUGCCGCAGCUGGUGGUGGGCGGCACGGCGUCAAAGCCGGCCGACGAUCUGGCGCGGUUUGUGCGUCAGGGCAGCAACGUGCUCGUGGGCACGCCCGGUCGUCUGGCUGAGCUGCUGUCGAGUCGUGUCGUCAACGCAACUGGCUCGUUCGAGGCCCUCGUUCUCGACGAAGCCGACCGCCUGCUCGACCUCGGCUUUGCCGCUGACCUGCAGCGCAUCCUCGCCUUUGUGCCCAAGCAGCGCCGCACUUUUCUCUGCUCCGCCUCGGUCAACGACGCCAUCGGCGAGCUCAUCAAGGUCAACCUGCGCAACCCCAAGCGCGUCGUCGUGCGCGUGCAGACACGACGACGGGAGGGACUCGAUACCACCGACGGCACCCUCUCCGGCACCGACGAAAAAAAAACUCCCGCCAGCCUGCUCAACACGUUCGUCGCCGUGCCGUCCAGCCACAAGCUGCCGGUCCUACUGCGCCUGCUCGAGCACGUCGACCCACGCCCGCUGCGCACCCUCGUCUUCAUGGCCUCGUGCUUCUCUGUCAAGUACUACGCCGCCGUCCUUGCGCCCGCCGUGCCGCCCGGCUACUCCGUCGUCUCGCUGCACGGCAAGCUGGAGCCGCACGUGCGCGAAAAGGCUUUUGCCCGCUUCCUGGCCGCCACGUCGCCCUGCGUCCUGCUGACUACCGACGUUGCUGCUCGCGGCCUGGAUGUCCCCCAGGCCGAUCUCGUCGUCAACAUUGACCCGCCCACCGAUCCCAAGACCUUUUUGCAUCGCUGUGGUCGCACCGGCCGCGCUGGCCGUCGCGGCCUGGCCGUCACCAUGUUGCGGCCGGGCCGCGAGGCUGACGACUAUGUCACCUUUUUGCGCGUGCGCAAGACCCCCGUCGAACCGUUGGCUGAUGCUGUCCCGAGUCUGGCCGCUGCUGUCGGUCUUGGUCCUGCCAGCGAUCCGGAUGUCGCCGAGGCUGCCGCCUUGGCCCUCACCCGCUCCAUUCGCCGACAGGUGCGCGACGACCGCGAGCUGCAUCAGCUCGGCCAGCGUGCUUUUGUGUCGUGGGCCCGCGCUUUUCAGGAACACCGUGCUAGCUCCAUCUUUCGUGCUGCCGAUCUCGACUGGAACGACCUCGGCCAUGCCUGGGGACUCGCCCGCUUGCCCAAGAUGCCCGAGCUGCGUGCUGCUGGCAUCACCGACCGUUCGCUCGGCCUUGGCCAGCCGGGCUGCCACCCUGACGACGCCGCCAUCGAUGUCGACGCCAUCCCGUUUCGUGAUCCGGCCAAGGAGAAGCGUCGUCGCGCCGAGCUGGCCGCUGCGGUUGCUGCCAAGGCCAAGGCUGCCGCCGCUGGGCCACAGGACAACCAAACCCCUGCAGAAUGGACCACAGCUGCCGAGGCUAGGAAACGCAACGCCCCCUGGAGCGCCCGUCAGGAUCGCGACACCCUGCGUGGCGAUCGCCGCGACAGGAAGCGUCGCAAGCGUGAGGCUGAACGCUACGCCCUCAUGACGCCUGCCGAGCGCGCAGAGGCCGCCAAGACGGACCUGCUCGUCGCCCAGGUCCGCCGACAGACCCUGGCUGCUGCUGCCGCCGAGGCUGCCGCCGAGGCAAAAGAAGCUGCCGACGAGUUCGCUGGGUUUGCUGACUAA